This is a messenger RNA of Symbiodinium natans, 318 nucleotides long. Lineage: Eukaryota; Dinophyceae; Suessiales; Symbiodiniaceae. The record is from the annotation of a GenBank genome assembly.
AUGAAGUCGAAGUACCGCCAGGACACUUACCAGGUCAUGAAGCACAUGAAAAUUUCGGCUUCGCUUGACAAAGGCACCCCAAACAUGGAGAAGUGGAACAGCCGGAUCAAGAAAGAGAUGAAUGACUGGCUGGCGUUGUAUCGCCGCCAGAAUCUAUCCGUUGGAAGGCAAAGCUACUACUCCCUGUACUCUGCGAUCAACACACUAGCGAGUCACUUCACCUCCUAUGGACCAAAGUUCCCCUUCCCCAACAAGAGGAGGCCCCGCUUCUAUGAGCUUUGCAACCAGGUGGAGAAGUACCUUGAGAAAGGCAAGUGA